Molecule: messenger RNA, 1101 nt
Organism: Desarmillaria tabescens
Lineage: Eukaryota; Fungi; Basidiomycota; Agaricomycetes; Agaricales; Physalacriaceae
Product: Brix domain-containing protein
Exons: 3
Coding region: 103-1101 (332 amino acids)
Biological process (GO): maturation of LSU-rRNA from tricistronic rRNA transcript (SSU-rRNA, 5.8S rRNA, LSU-rRNA); ribosomal large subunit assembly
Cellular component (GO): nucleolus
Molecular function (GO): rRNA binding
Source: RefSeq, a predicted model, not a curated record
GUGAGAAUGUUCGGGCCGAGCAGAAUCCAAGCUGUCACUGUGACAUCCAUCACGCUUGCGUUUAUUUUCUGCCGAUCAUGCUCCGUACAGUAAAACCCAAAAAUGCACGGUCGAAACGUGCCCUGGAUGCCCGUAUGUCCCAAGGAAGUGGAGGAUGUACGGACAGCAAUAUUUGUAAAGGGAACACAUACUGGCGAGGUGCUCAAUGGUGUAAUGAAGGACCUGGUGCGUCAAGGAAUUCUGCUGAUUUUAUCCCUCGCUAAAACAUUCCAGAUGGCCCUAAAACGACCGGCAGCAAUUUCUUUCUCGAAGAAAAACGACAUUCAUCCUUUCGACAAUACCUCCUCGUCGACCUCGACCUCAUCUCUUGAGUUUUGGGCGAGCAAAAAUGAUGCCUCAUUAUUCCUGGUUGGCCAGAGUAACAAGAAAAGGCCGAACAGUUUGAUAUUUGUACGCAUGUACGAUGGUCGAGUACUGGAUAUGCUCGAGGUUGGUGUGGAAGGAUUCACUGGGAUGGCAGACUUCAAGACUCCAAAAUCAACGCCAGGACAUAAGCCAUUGAUGCAUUUUGCCUCUGAGCUUUUCGACACCCACCCGCGCUUCAUACAGCUAAAAUCCAUGCUCAUGUGUUUUUUCAACGGAGAAGAGAUCGACGAAAUAUGUCUUCCGGGUAUUGAACAUGUCAUCAGUGUCUCUCUUGCACCAACACCUCCUACUCUCAAUACCACAUCGGAUAUCCCUACUCCCUUGCCAAAAGUUCACUUACGGACGUACACCAUCAAACUACUUUCAUCAGGGACACGGAUACCACGGGUCGAGCUUAUACCAAUGGGCCCGUCACUGGACAUGGUUCUGCGGAGACACGAAGCUGCGGACGCAGAAAUGUUGAAGCAGGCUUUGAAGAGGCCCAAGCUGAAAAAGAAGGAAGUCGAACAAGGACUGGGCAAGAAGCGCAAGAACAUGGAGGUUGAUGAGAUGGGUGACUUGCGUGGAAGGGUCCAUGUUGGUACCCAGGACUUGAACAAGCUGCAGACACGGAAGAUGAAGGGGCUGAAGGACGACGAGGAGCGGCCUGGUAAACGGAGUAAAACGUCUUCAUGA